AUGUCUCACCACCCCUCCGCCCCUCAAGCCUCUCGGCGACACCCCCUCGCGCCGGCGUCGCACUACAACAACUAUGCCAUCGGCCAAGUCGAGAAACCACAGCAAGAGCAACCCAAACCGAAGCCAGCUGGGCCCCCUGUGCCGAAGCCGAAGACUAAGGAGAUUCCACCUUCACCGCCGAAGAUCAUCGCAGACAAGCACCGCGGUCUGGAGUACGCCCGCGUGGGCAUGCUCGGUGAGGGUGGCUUUGCGCGCGUUUACGAAGUUCAAGACGCUCGCGGCGAAAGGACCGCUUGCAAGGUAGUAACAAAGUCAUCUCUUGUAACGAAGAAGGCCAAAACGAAACUUUACGCAGAAAUCAAGAUCCACAAGUCCCUCCAGCACCCGAACAUCGUCGGCUUCCAAGACUGCUUCGAGGACGGGGAGAACGUCUACAUGACUCUCGAGCUGUGCCAUAACGGCUCACUCAUGGACAUGCUCCGCCGGCGGAGACGCUUCACCGAACCCGAGGGCCGCUUCUUCAUGAUUCAGCUUAUGGGAGCGUGCCACUACAUGCACACGCACCAAGUCAUCCACCGCGACCUCAAGCUCGGGAACAUUUUCCUCGACAAGAACAUGAACGUCAAGGUCGGAGAUUUCGGCCUGGCCGCCCUCAUCGAACAGCCAGGCGAGCGCAAGAAGACCAUUUGUGGUACACCCAACUACAUCGCCCCCGAGGUCCUGUUCGACACCGUCAAUGGGCACAGCUUCGAAGUUGACAUAUGGUCCAUCGGUGUCAUCUUGUACACUCUCGCUGUAGGCCGCCCACCGUUCCAAACCCAUGAAGUCAAGGCAAUCUACGAGCGUAUUCGCGAAAACGACUACGGGUUCCCCGCCGACCGUCCCGUUUCGAAAGGCGUGCAGGAGCUCAUUCAACAGAUCCUCACAUCUGACCCCGCACAACGCCCCACCCUCCACGAGAUUGUCGACCACGUAUGGUUCACCGAAGGCAUCGUUCCGGGCUACAUGCCCGUCUCCGCGCACGACAGCCCUCCCGAUUUCCGCCAUGUCGCCCCCCACAUGUCCCGCAUGAACCUCGCUCGCCUGCGCCGCAACGCGAUGCUCGACGACGACCAGGCCACGAGCAUUGCCGUACCCUCCGCCCCGCCCCCGCCCAACCCGGCCGCUCUCGCGGCGGCGAAGGCACGCGGAGUGUCAAGCCUGGUCCAGCAGGAGAAGGAGUUCCAGAAGGCAGUCCAGCCCGGCAGCCCGAUCUCUGCUCUUCUAUCGUCCGCGCGUCAGCCACUCAUCGUCGCGCAGCAGGCGACCCCCGGCGGGAAACCCGAGCAGCCGCUCUUGCGCAAGCUGCAGGCGGCGAAGGACCCUUCGAUGUCCGCUGCGUCCGUCAAGUCCCCCACGCGCGGCGAACAGGAGGACGAGUUCGAGGCACGGGUGAAGGAGAUCCGGACGAAGGAGAUCGAGAGCCAGAAGGCGCGCAUCGUCGCUCAGAUGGUGCCCGCCGUCCCCAGCGGCGCGGACGAUCCCGACUACGACGGGGAGAACGUUCCGCCACCGGCGCGCACUCGGGACGCUGCACGGUUGCAGAAGGACAAGGCGAAGGAGCGCGAGGCGUACGAGCGUGACCUGGGUCGCAUGCGGGAGCAAGAUGUGACCCGCGACCGGGAGCGGCAGAAACUGGAGCGGGUACGAGAGAAGGAGAAGGAGCGGACGAAAGAAAUGCGCGACCGCGACCGCCAACGGGAGCGCGAGGUGCUCGAGAAGCGCGCCCGGGAGCAGCGGAUGCACGAGGAGAUGCCACCUCCGCCCGCGCCUGCAGGCGUCCCACUGCGCUUGAACGGGUUCGACGUCGCGUUGUCUACCUUCAACCUGGCGUUCGAGAUGAAGGCCAAGGGACGGGUGUUCCGGGAUCUGGCCGAGGAGGAAGCGCUACCUGUGCCGAAGGUGUUCAUCGUUUCCUGGGUGGACUACUGCAACAAGUACGGGAUGGGCUACGCGCUUACCGACGGCUCGGUCGGAGUGCACUUCAACGACAGCACUACUCUCGUGUUGUCCGCUGAUAAGCAGCACUUCGACUACAUCUCGUCUCGUCGUCAAGGGACGGUCUAUGUACGCAAGAACUACACCGUCAUGGAGUACCCCGACGAGCUGAAGAACAAGAUAUACCUCCUGAAGCACUUCGAGCGCUACAUCAUGGACCUCCUCUACGUUGACCACACCUACACGUACGAGGACACUGAGCGCACGCGCGGGAUGGACUUCGUCUCCAAGUACCUUCGUAUGCGCCACGUCAUCGUCUUCAAGCUCUCGCACGACGUCCUCCAGUUCAACUUCUAUGACCACUCCAAGAUCGUGCUCUCCUCCCAAGGCCGCGUCGUCUCGUACAUUGAUCCGGACCACCAGUUCCAGAAGUACACGCUUGCGGGCAUCAUGGCCUCCGCGCUCCAGCCCAGUUCUCGGCCGGAGAAGGCCAAGGCGGACCAGCGGCUGUACGACAAGAUUCAGUACAUCCGCGAGGUCCUCCUCUCCAUCCACAGCGCCGAGGCUGAGACGACGGACGGCGCCGCGCUCACCGCAGGUGCCCCGCUCUCUGGCGCUCCGUCAAUCGCGGGCUCGAUGGCGUCGCGCUCGUCGCGGGGCUCGAUGCGCUCGUGA
Molecule: messenger RNA, 2652 nt
Organism: Epithele typhae
Lineage: Eukaryota; Fungi; Basidiomycota; Agaricomycetes; Polyporales; Epitheliaceae
Product: Pkinase-domain-containing protein
Exons: 7
Coding region: 1-2652 (883 amino acids)
Biological process (GO): regulation of cytokinesis; protein phosphorylation; mitotic cell cycle
Cellular component (GO): spindle pole; cytoplasm; nucleus
Molecular function (GO): ATP binding; protein kinase activity; protein binding
Source: RefSeq, a predicted model, not a curated record